AUGCGCUUCCCCUCCACCAGUGACUCCUCACAGUGACCGCGGAUUUGACUCCUCGCUUCCAAACGUGUUGCGUGCGUGCGUGCGUGCGCAGGGACGCGCGAAGUUAAUGGCAGGUGGCUGGCGCGCUACCCGCAGCACCGUAACAUCACCGCUCCCUCUGCGCAGUUGCUGAAUCGCAUCCCAUCGCUGACCCGUUUGCAAUGACCGAACUCGUUGUGCGGACCCUUCCGUCCCCCUCAGGUGUGCAGAGUCCAGGACCGGACACGUAUAAAGGGUGGCUUUUUAAAUGGACCAACUACCUGAAGGGAUACCAGCGCCGCUGGUUCGUCCUUAGCAACGGCCUCCUGUCAUACUACAGGACUCAAGCAGAAAUGGCACACACCUGUCGUGGCACAAUUACACUGGCAACAGUGCACAUCGAAGUGGGCGAUACCUGUCAUUUUGUUUUGACAAGUGGAGGGCGGAGCUACCACCUGAAAGCUGGAUCAGAGGGGGAGUCUCAGCGAUGGGUCUCUGCUCUACAACAGGCUAAAGCAAAUGCUACGCAAAUGUUGCACCAUUCAGAUGACUCAGGUGAUGAGGGUCCACUGGCCCAGCCGGAUCGUGCUCUGAUCCAGGGGGCGCUCAAAACUUUGGCCAGUAAACUCGAUGACCUCAGCACCUGUAAUGAGCUGAUAGGGAAGCACGGUGCCGCCCUCCAGCGCUCCCUCAGUGAACUAGAGGAUUUGCGCGCCCCUACCGACGGUGCAGAUAAACUGAAGACCGUCAACGAACGAGCAACUCUCUUCCGCAUCACCUCCAAUGCUAUGAUCAAUGCCUGUCAGGACUUUGUGGAUCUAGCAGAAGCGCACAGUCGGCGAUGGCAGCGUUCGCUGCAGUAUGAGCGGGAACAGCGCCACCAUCUGGAGGAGACCAUUGAGCAGCUAGCCAAACAGCAUAAUAGUUUGGAAAGAGCGUGGAGGGAAUCGCCCAGCACACACAACCAAGGUUCAGAGAGAACACCAGAGGGAGAAUCCAGCGAAGAAAAUGAUGACAUAGAGUUCUUCGAUGCCAUGGAAGAUUCUCAAGCCUUCAUCACAGUGCCAGUGAAUGAUCAGCUACAGCACAGACACUUGAGCAGUACUCAGAGCGUGAGUGGAAGUUUGUCCAGUAACUGGAGUCAAGAGGACAAUGAUAAUUCAGGCAUGUACCUGCGCCGGGGCAGACGCUGUCGCAUUCCAGACAAGCCUAACUAUUCCCUGAACCUGUGGAGUAUCAUGAAGAACUGUAUCGGCAAGGAGCUCUCCAAGAUUCCCAUGCCUGUAAACUUCAAUGAGCCGUUGUCGAUGCUCCAGCGCUUGUCGGAGGAUCUGGAGUACAGUGAGCUAUUGGACCGGGCGGCGCGCUGCGAAUCCUCUCUGGAGCAGAUGUGUCUGGUGGCCGCCUUCUCCAUCUCGUCCUACUCCACCACCAUUAACCGCACGGGAAAACCCUUCAACCCACUGCUGGGAGAGACCUACGAGCUGGACCGCCUGGAAGAGUACGGGUACAGGUCCAUUUGUGAGCAGAUAAGUCACCACCCCCCGGCGGCAGCCCAUCAUGUGAUAUCACAGCGAGGUUGGACCCUGUGGCAGGAGAUCACCAUCGACAGCAAAUUUCGCGGCAAAUACAUCUCUAUAAUGCCGCUAGGAAGCAUUCACCUGAAGUUCAACGCAACUGGAAAUCAUUACGUGUGGAGCAAAGUGACCUCCACUGUCCACAAUAUAAUAGUGGGCAAACUGUGGAUUGACCAAUCUGGGGACAUUAUAAUAGUCAACCAGAGGACCAAGGACACAUGCCACCUCAAAUUCUCCCCUUACAGUUAUUUUUCCAGAGAUGUUCCCCGCAAGGUGACAGGCGUAGUGACGGACAGCGAAGGCUCCGCCCAUUACAUACUUUCAGGAACGUGGGAUGAUAAGAUUGAAAGCGCAAAGAUUAUAGAGAGCAGCCAUGGAUGUGGGGAAACCGAGGGCAAGCAGAAAACCGUCUAUCAAACUCUACCGCCAAAACUACUGUGGAAGAAAUACCUUCUGCCUGAGAAUGCUGAGAACAUGUAUUAUUUCUCUUCUCUGGCCCUGUCUCUGAAUGAACCAGAAGAUGGUGUGGCCCCGACUGACAGCCGUCUGCGGCCCGACCAGCGCAUGAUGGAGGCGGGUCUGUGGGAUGAAGCAAACACAGAGAAACAGCGUCUGGAGGAGCGGCAGAGACUGGAGAGGAGAAAGAAAGAGGCGCAGGCCAACCUUGCACUGGAAGAGGGCAGAGUGGUGGAGAGCUACCAUCCCCAGUGGUUUCACAAAAAAACUGAUUCAGAGACAGGUGACAGCAGCUAUGUGUACAGAGGAGGAUACUGGGAAGCCAAAGAAAGACAGGACUGGAAUCAGUGCCCUGCCAUCUUUUAAAGCCUCCGACACAGACGACCGAUCCAUGAUCUGAAUCAGGAAUGCUGCUUACCAAUGCUUCCAAAUGAAAGAUGAAGAGUAUAUGAAAGCUCUGCAGUAUAUAAUGUAAUUUAGUGUGUGUGUGUGUGUGUGUGUUUUGGGGCAUUGAGGAAACUGGUUUGCAGCAGGGAAAAAAUAUUGUUUUCAGCACAACAGAUGGAGACACUUUUUUUAACAUGAUUCAGACUGAUGGACAAAAAUAGCGUUUAUUAUUAGUGGAAUGUAACACUUCACAAGGGAUACGAUUCUUCUUCAAAGAUUUGAAUUUAUAUCCAGUUUUGCAAUUGUUUCAGGUCAAAUGUGUGAUGUUCCUGAAUUAUCCACUGUUGUGUGAAGAAAAACACAUUUAACAGAGCACACACUACUUCUGAAGUUUGCAGAUUGAAUCGUUUUAUUGAAAUGUAGUAUACAGUAAAAUACUGUAGAUUAUUUAGUGCAAACAUGCAAACUAGAAAAAAAGUGAGAUUAGUUUUGCUUUGACAAAAUAAGAAUUACUGAUGUUAAGUCAUUAGAUGGCAGUUUGUUAAUGCAAAAAUCCAUUUAAUUGCAGCCCAUUUAGGCAUUAAAUAUAAAUGUAAUGUUCUGUUAUUGUGUGGGUAACAAAUUAUGGCUUAAUGGACAUUAAAAUGGAAAUUUUCUGUAUAUAGUUACGGCUAAAUGUUUGCAAACAUACUGAAAACAUCAAUGGUGUUAAUUUAUUUACGCAGACUAAUGAAUCAUUUAUGAUGUCCAAUUUAAGGGCCCAUCUGUAUAUUAGUACAUUGCAUUAGUUUGUACAUAGCGAAUAAUAGCGAGUAGUUCAAGCAUCUGUUGUGUUUGCAAACCUUUGGCAAUGAGUUUAAAGUAAAACGCUGAAAUUUCAUGGUAGCAAUAUUACCUUAGUUUCUAGAAUUAGCUGCAAAAGCACAUUUCCUACAUUCAUGCUGCAAAUGAACAGUAAAACAUUUUAAAAUAUUGAUCACAAACUGUGCACCGUAAGAAUGGAUGCAAACUUAUAUUUGAGCAUUAAAGAACAUUCUGAACAUUG
Triplophysa dalaica is the source of this 3483-nucleotide messenger RNA. Its product is annotated as oxysterol-binding protein 2-like. The transcript is spliced from 14 exons. The record is from RefSeq and is a predicted model, not a curated record. Gene Ontology annotation, molecular function: cholesterol binding. Bases 201 to 2417 code for a protein of 738 amino acids. Lineage: Eukaryota; Metazoa; Chordata; Actinopteri; Cypriniformes; Nemacheilidae. Gene Ontology annotation, cellular component: membrane; cytosol; intracellular membrane-bounded organelle.